Molecule: messenger RNA, 1309 nt
Organism: Zychaea mexicana
Lineage: Eukaryota; Fungi; Mucoromycota; Mucoromycetes; Mucorales; Lichtheimiaceae
Exons: 2
Coding region: 69-1145 (358 amino acids)
Source: RefSeq, a predicted model, not a curated record
CUGCUUUGAUUUAUAUAUUGCGGGAUAGAGUUCCUUCAAUAUUGUAUUCCUUUUAUUUACACUAAAUCAUGCCUGACCGUACGCUUGCUUUUGCCGAAACAGUGCUGCAUGACGAUACCACUGGCAACAGCACCGACAAGGAUAGAAUCACAGUAUUGGCUACUCUUCUUGGUAAUGGUGGCGAUGAUAUCCAUCAGACUUUUCCUCCACUCCCGUCGUUAAACCCCACAUUACGCGAUAACGAUAAUGAGUGGGAAUUAAUCGAACUUGACAGCCAGGACUAUGACAAAGAAGACAUCCUGUCAUGCGAUAGUGCUGAUGAUAGCAAUAGCACUAUGUGGAUCGGUCGACGUACCUAUGCGGAAACAGCAAUCUGUGCCGGUGUGCAUCACGAUCCAAUCCGUACAGCAAUAUCCAGUCCAUCGACAAGAAAUACAAAAUCAAACGUGUAUUGCCGCAGCAGCAAUGAUGCUAUAGCACGUCGUGCAUGGCACCAAGAAGAGAAUGGACAAUGUGACAGUCUCCUUUACGAUCACGAAUAUGCAGAUGACGAUAGCAACGAUCCAUACUAUCAGAUUAAGUCCGUUCUAGUUCGAAAGCUUCAUCACUGCAAGGUAUCUCAUUGUCGGCAAAGAAAAGCGCUUAAGACAGCAUUUCGACAUCACACUAUAACAUAUCAAAAACAGCAGCAGCUACAGCAGCGAGAAAACAAACAACUUCUUUACUACGAAAAUGCUCUGAAAACAGCACAGAAGUAUUUGGAGACUUGUAUAAUGAUUGGAGAACGACUGUUACCACAUUAUUAUUUCACUGGACGCGACAAUAGAAAACGCGCGCACGUUGUCCGGCUCACCAAAGACCAUGGCUUAUUACUUAUGCACAAUAUCUAUAAACACGACGGUCCCCCCAAUAACUCAAUGUAUCUGAAACAAAUGGAACAAGAGCUUGCCAAUCCACACGUCAGAGAAAUCAUUUACGACUUGCUAGAAGAUGUUGUUGGAAAAGCAAUCGUACCUUGGGCAUGGUCGGGGCAUAUGGACGAUGCUACGAUCAAGAGUUGGGGCGGAAGGGAGGUGAACUAUGUCAGGUUUUAUUACAUCAAAAUCUUAUUCCGCAUUUGCAGACAAAGGUCAUUCCUGACUUGACGACGUGUUGUUAUAGAGAACGGCAGAAAAGAAUCCGAAAUUUCGUUAGCAUUUUACCCUUUUCUUCACUUAAAUGUAAAUCUUUAUGUAGCAUGACUCGCAUGCAAUACGCUCGAUAUAUAUUAGGAGAAGAAUAAAAAGGUUGUUGCAAGUACAUGUUGUAU